Molecule: messenger RNA, 501 nt
Organism: Dovyalis caffra
Lineage: Eukaryota; Viridiplantae; Streptophyta; Magnoliopsida; Malpighiales; Salicaceae
Source: the annotation of a GenBank genome assembly
AUGGCAGACUCAGACAACGACUCUGGAGGACAAAACCCCUCAACCACCAACGAGAUGUUAUCCCCAAGAGAGCAAGACCGUUUCUUACCAAUAGCCAACGUUAGCAGGAUCAUGAAAAAAGCACUACCAGCAAACGCUAAAAUCUCCAAAGAUGCCAAAGAAACAGUACAAGAAUGUGUGUCGGAGCUCAUCAGCUUCAUUACAGGAGAGGCCUCUGAUAAGUGCCAGCGAGAGAAGAGAAAGACAAUCAACGGUGAUGAUCUCUUAUGGGCCAUGACUACCUUGGGCUUUGAGGAAUACGUGGAGCCCCUCAAGAUUUAUCUGCAGAGGUUUAGAGAGAUGGAAGGAGAGAAGAAUACUGUGCCCCGUGACAAGGACGCUCCUUGUGAUGGGAGUGGGGUUGGAGUGGACGCGUUUAGUGGGUUCGUGUACGGUUCUGGUGGUGGGUUUAUUAAUCAGAUGAGUGGUGGGCCUGGAACUAGUUUGGGCAGGCCCAGAUAG